UCAUAAUUCGUCUUCGUUUCGUUUUCUUGACAUUUAUUGUGCAUAUUUUAGCGAAUUUUAGGAUCAAAAUGUCCAGAAAUGGAGAGACUUGUGUUUUAAAUCGACACCGUAGUCCAUCUCCAAGACAUGGCCACCAUAACAAUCGCCCUGCCCGCUACAGAUCUCGCUCAAAAUCGAGGAGUCGUAGUCGGAGUAGAGAAAGAAGCCGGAGCAGAGAGCGCUAUCAUUCCAACAUGCAUCACAGAAGGAAAAGAAAACCAACACCAGAGAGCUUCAUGGACAGACGGCGAAAGGAGCGUGAAGAGAUCAGUGCUACUGGGGCCAUAGAAGUUUGGGGUUUGUCCCCAAGAGAACCUCCGCCAGAUUCUGAUGAUGAGCUGACCAAGACAGCUUUAGCCUCAGACAGGAUAAAAAAAAGUGAAAGUGAUAGUGAAGAGGACAGCAGUGAGGAAGAGAAAAAGAAAAAGAAACACAAGAAAUCUAGUAAGAAGAAGACUAGGAAAAGUCGUCAUAGAAAGAAAAGUAAAAAACAUCGCAAGAAAAAGGCACGGCAAAAGUCAAGCUCUGAGAGUGAUGAGGAAUCAGAAGAAGAAGAUGCUGAUGUAGAAUGGCAAGAGUCAUGGAUUGAAAAGCAAAAAGGCGAGCACUGGCUAUGUUUAACUAUGAAGAAAGAUCCAAGAGAGAGAACAAAAUCUUGUCAGACUUCAGAGAGAUGAUUCAUCAGAAGAUCAACAACAAGAAGUAGUUACUUCAGUCAUCUUAGCUUCCUCCAGUUUCCACUGCUCUUUUCAAUAUUGCUUGACAAGGAACAGGCAUACCAAAGUAUUGGACUUACAAGUGGCAGAGAAGAGUACAAGAGAGAAUACUACCCACAGACAGCCAAAGCGAUGCUUUUCCAUCAUUCAGAAUCAAAACGUUUUUCUGUUAUGGCCCCAGUUGUUGGAAGGGAGGAAUAAAUUGCUAUCUGGUGGAUAAAUGUAACCCAGCACCUUUUCUUUUAAAUUAUCAACACCUACAUAUACUUUAUCCACUGGAUAGCAAUUUAUCACUUGGUUAGUAUUAUCCACCCUAAAACUGGACCACGGUGUUUUCACAAUGGAGGCCUAGGUAUUUAAGUACACCCCAGAAUUCUAAAUUACAGGUUUCAAGGAAUCACUAGGUCAUGAGGAAUAAAUGCUAACUAAAUUGUCUUGAAGUGAAAACAGUAAUUAGGCUACAGUUUGUUUUACUGACUCAAGUGAGCUAUCAAAGAACUCAUUCAGGUGCAACCUAAAGGAUUUUUCUUUCUCACUGAAUUAUAACAUCAUUCACAAUAGCUUCACUUGUGUACAGAGAAAAGUUUUCACCAUUAAAAGUUUCAUAAGUUUAAGUGGAAUUAAAUCAAGUGCAAGUCUUUCAAUUUUAAUGUAACUGAUAACAAGCUAACAGACUAGGUAUAGCUUACACGAAAGCUUACAGUAUAGGUAUGUUCCUAGAUUGAUAAGUUUUCAUAGGGUGGAGAAUGAUCACCUGACAUUGUACAAAUUCUACAACUGUAUCAUAGAAUACUUUUAAAUAAUUAUAUGCUGUGUGUUUACCCAAUGCUUUCAAUAAGAUUUAAAAUAGGUGGCUACCUCGGUACAACA
Messenger RNA from Stylophora pistillata, 1625 nucleotides. Its product is annotated as NKAP-like protein. Lineage: Eukaryota; Metazoa; Cnidaria; Anthozoa; Scleractinia; Pocilloporidae. Gene Ontology annotation, biological process: regulation of gene expression. Gene Ontology annotation, molecular function: chromatin binding. Gene Ontology annotation, cellular component: nucleus. The record is from RefSeq and is a predicted model, not a curated record.